Neoarius graeffei (lesser salmon catfish) is the source of this 1991-nucleotide messenger RNA. RefSeq names its product prostaglandin E synthase 3 like (gene ptges3l). The record is from RefSeq and is a predicted model, not a curated record. The transcript is spliced from 9 exons. Gene Ontology annotation, biological process: protein folding; chaperone-mediated protein complex assembly. Lineage: Eukaryota; Metazoa; Chordata; Actinopteri; Siluriformes; Ariidae. Gene Ontology annotation, cellular component: cytosol; nucleus. Bases 524 to 991 code for a protein of 155 amino acids. Gene Ontology annotation, molecular function: protein-folding chaperone binding; Hsp90 protein binding.
GAGCCGCUUUGAAUACUGAACGAAAAAUGUUAGCUCCUGUGUUAGCACCGAGCUACCUAAUUGACCAUAACGUUACACUAGUUUUCAAACUUGUGCGCUCUCCGAAAUCAUUAACAGGAAGAUAUUUAGUGGGUGCCUGGAACCUUGUUGGUGCUUGAGGGGAUUCAGGAACCUGGUGUGAAAAUAUUUGCCCCCAUGUAUGAUUUCUCGUAGAUUCUCCAUCCCCCAUUCAUACACACAUGGAAGGAAAAUGCUGUGGUUUUCCAGAGUGUUCCACUCAGGCCUUUAAAGAGGAAUGCAGUGGAGGGGUGAAGAAGGCACCUCUAGCAGCUGACACUAUCUGUCCUAAAAUAGUCCAGAUCACUGAGCUACACUUCACACACACAUACACACACACACACACACAUACACUGCACUCACUCACAGUGGGGACACGGUUUGCGAAAGCUCUGAGAAUUCUACUGGAUUAUACAUUAAAGAAUCCAAACAUUUCUACUCCAAGGGUGAACUCUGAAGACUCAAAAUGCCAAAGAUUGUCAGACCGGACAACUGUCAACCAGCAAAAACACUGUGGUUUGACCGCAAAAAGUAUGUUACUAUAAACUUCCUGGUUCAGAAAGCGACAAAUGUUCAGACCGAUAUCCAGGACACCAAAAUGAUCCUCAGCUGCAAAGAUGACGACGACAACAACAUCUAUAACGAGAUCGAAUUUUAUGAUCGAGUGCACAAAAAUGAUUCCAGGGAGAAGGUACAUGACCGGACCAUUAAUGUUCUGAUAAGGAAAAUGAAGGGCAAUGUAGCCUGGCCUCGUCUCACUAAAGACACAGCAAAGCCAGCCUGGCUAUCAGUAGACUUCGAUAACUGGAGAGACUGGGAACAUGAGGAGGAAGAGGGUCAAGCUGAGUUUGAACAGUACAUGGAUAUGCUGUCUGAUAUGAAACAGAAAGGCGAGCCACCAAGUAUGGAUGACCUUGACCUUGAUAGUGACUGAGUGACUCCGUCUUCCCAAGAUUGUUGUUCAUUCUUCCCAAGGCCCUGGAAAAUAGCUCAUUGAAAUUACCUGCACUAUGUAAGGAAUAAAACACUUAAGAGAGGUGCUGUUAUAUAAUAAUAAUAAUAAUAAUAAUAAUAAUAAUAAUAAUAAUAAAGGGCGGCACGGUGGUGUAGUGGUUAGCGCUGUCGCCUCACAGCAAGAAGGUCCUGGGUUUGAGCCCCGGGGCCGGCGAGGGCCUUUCUGUGUGGAGUUUGCAUGUUCUCCCCGUGUCCGCGUGGGUUUCCUCUGGGUGCUCCGGUUUCCCCCACAGUCCAAAGACAUGCAGGUUAGGUUAACUGGUGACUCUAAAUUGACCGUGAGUGUGAAUGGUUGUCUGUGUCUAUGUGUCAGCCCUGUGAUGACCUGGCGACUUGUCCAGGGUGUACCCCGCCUUUCGCCUGUAGUCAGCUGGGAUAGGCUCCAGCUUGCCUGCGACCCUGAAGAACAGGAUAAAGCGGCUAGAGAUAAUGAGAUGAGAUAAUAAUAAAGAAAUAACAUUGUGUUCAAAUUACCACCCCAAAGUUGAUUCUUUUUCCAAUAAUAGCAUGUCACAAAGUGUUUUAUUUCUUUUCUACCACAGCAAUUCGCCAAUACACAUUAAUUUUAUCUAUUUGUUGUUACAUUUAAUAUUGUGGAACAUCUGUGAAACAAGUAAACGGCCAUUCCCUCUCUUUACCAGCAUCUCAUUAUUUUGUCUCUUGAGGUUAUUAAGAUAAAAACGCAGCUUGUCAUGUUACCAAAAAAACACAACGCACAAAGUCUUACAUCCUUCAUCCUUCCUGUGGUGUCACACUUCAUGUGACAACUUUUUCUCUGACUGUUACAUAACCCUGACAUUUGAGACUGCUUCCAAAAAUGUGAAAUUACAUACAUUUUUAAUCUGGAAAGUCCACCAUACAAUUCCCAGUGUAUGUUUUUUACUAUAGAAGCUAUAAUAUAUUAGAAUAACUGCAUUAAU